Molecule: messenger RNA, 1776 nt
Organism: Corylus avellana
Lineage: Eukaryota; Viridiplantae; Streptophyta; Magnoliopsida; Fagales; Betulaceae
Product: 3-ketoacyl-CoA synthase 11-like
Biological process (GO): fatty acid biosynthetic process
Cellular component (GO): membrane
Molecular function (GO): acyltransferase activity, transferring groups other than amino-acyl groups
Source: RefSeq, a predicted model, not a curated record
AAAACUUUUCCAUCUUAAAGUUUGCAGUGUCUUUUCCUUCUGACUUUCUGCAAAUCUAAGGCAACUCUUAUGCCCCGUAUAGUGUCGUCUUGAACAACGUGAAGAGCCGCUUAAUUAAUUGGUUCUUCGACCUAUUCUCAGCUCCAGUCGUUUUCAACAAUGGAGGACGAGAAGAAGAAACCAAACCCAGUAAACUACGGGAAGCUUGCUUUCCACUACCUAAUCUCCAAUGCCAUGUAUCUCGUUCUUGUCCCUCUUAUCGCCAUACUUUUUUCCACUACUCAUCUCUCUGAAGAGGGUAAUUUCGUCCAUUAUUACAACCAUGAGCUCAACCUCGUAUCAGCAACUGCAUGCAUUGCAGUUACUGUCUUCCUCGUAGCCCUCUACUUCAUGUGUCGGCCAAGACAAGUUUACUUGUUGGAUUUCGCAUGUUACAAGCCCGACAAAACUCAAAUGUGCACCAAGGAGUUUUUCUUGAAGAGAUCUGAGCUCACCGGGAGUUUCUCGGAGGAAAGCAUGGCGUUUCAGAGGAAGAUAAUGGAGAGGUCAGGGUAUGGGCAGAAGACGUACGGAUCAAAGUCUUUGAUGGAGAUCCCGGGGAUAAUGAGCGUGGAGGAAGCUAGGAAGGAGGCGGAGAUGUUGAUUUUUGGAGCUGUCGAUGAGUUGCUAGCGAAAACGAGGGUGAAUGUUAAGGAUAUAGGGAUUCUUAUUGUGAAUUCUAGCUUGUUUAAUCCGACGCCAUCUUUGUCUGCCAUGGUUGUGCACCGCUACAAGCUCAGAGGGAAUGUUUUGAGCUAUAGCCUUGGUGGGAUGGGCUGCAGUGCUGGACUUAUUUCCCUUGACCUCGCCAAACGCUUGUUACAGGUGGAGCCGAACACCUACGCACUUAUAGUGAGCAUGGAAGGGAUGAAUCUCAACUGGUAUGGCGGCAACAACCGCUCAAUGCUCAUCACAAACUGCCUCUUCCGCUUGGGUGCAGCGGCGAUCCUCUUAACAAACCGAGUAUCCGAUCGCGGGCGUUCAAAGUACCAGCUCGUUCACUCUCUACGCACCCACAUGGGCGCAGACGACAAAUGUUACAAUUGUGUGUUGCAGAAAGAAGACCCAGAAAAACGACUCGGCGUCCAAAUCUCCAAAGACCUCUUGUCGGCUGCCGGCGAAGCCCUCAAAACCCACAUCACAACACUGGGACCCUUAGUCCUGCCCAUAUCUGAACAACUCUUAUUUCUUCUGAAUUUAGUUGGGAGAAAAGUAUUUAAUAUGAGAAUACAAAAAUAUGUGCCGGAUUUUAAGAUGGCUUUCGAACAUUUUUGCAUACAUGCCGGUGGGAGGGCGGUGCUGGACGAGUUAGAGAAGAAUCUUGGACUCACUGAGUCGCAUAUGGAGCCCUCGAGGAUGACUCUUUACAGGUUCGGGAACACUUCAAGUAGCUCUUCGUGGUAUGUGUUGGCUUACUGUGAGGCCGCCGGGAGGAUCAAGAGAGGUGAUCGGGUGUGGCAGAUUGCAUUUGGGUCUGGAUUCAAGUGCAACAGUGCUGUGUGGCGAGCAUUGCGAACCGUUGAUCCGGCAAAGGAUGAACAUAAUCCGUGGACGGAUGAGAUUGAUGAGUUUCCCGUUCCUGUGCCUGACGUGGCAUCCAUAGUUUAUUAGCUUCUCUUUUAAGGAAAAAUUAUGCAUGCACAUGCGUGUGUAUUUGUUCUAUGUUUUUUUGUUUUGUUUGCGACUAUGUAUCCUUCAUCCAUUAACAUAAUAAAUAAAUGCAUUUAUCUUAAUUAA